Neoarthrinium moseri is the source of this 918-nucleotide messenger RNA. RefSeq lists its product as uncharacterized. Bases 1 to 918 code for a protein of 305 amino acids. Gene Ontology annotation, biological process: ergosterol biosynthetic process. The transcript has 2 exons. The record is from RefSeq and is a predicted model, not a curated record. Gene Ontology annotation, molecular function: iron ion binding; C-4 methylsterol oxidase activity. Lineage: Eukaryota; Fungi; Ascomycota; Sordariomycetes; Amphisphaeriales; Apiosporaceae.
AUGGCGUCCAUAAAUGCCACCAUCGCGGGCGCCUUCACCCACCCUGACACCUUCUCCGGCGUCCUGGAGGAGGUCACCAAGUACAAUGUCCAUCUCAACAUCGUUGAGCGCCUCUGGGCCGCCUGGUACCUUUGGAUGCAGAACGACACCCUCGCCACCGGAAUCAUGAGCUUCGUCAUGCACGAGGUCAUCUACUUCGGCCGCUCGCUGCCCUGGAUGAUCAUCGACCGCAUUCCCUACUUCCGAAAGUACAAGCUUCAGAACCAGAAGAUCCCCACCCUCAAGGAGCAGUGGGAAUGCGCCAGCUUGGUCCUGCUCAGCCACUUCACCGUCGAGCUGCCCCAGAUCUGGCUCUUCCACCCCAUCGCUACCUACUUUGGCAUGGACUACGGCGUGCCCUUCCCAUCGCUCGGCAAGAUGGCCUUCCAGAUUGCCGUCUUCUUCGUCAUGGAGGAUACCUGGCACUACUGGUUCCACCGCGCCCUGCACUACGGCCCGCUCUACAAGAUGAUCCACAAGCUUCACCACACCUACUCUGCUCCCUUCGGUCUGGCUGCUGAGUAUGCUUCGCCCAUCGAGGUUAUGCUGCUCGCCUUGGGAACCGUCGGGUCCCCCAUCCUCUGGGUGUCCCUGACUGGUGACCUGCACCUCUUCACCAUGUACAUGUGGAUCGUUGGCCGCCUCUUCCAGGCCAUCGACUCCCACAGUGGCUACGACUUCCCCUGGAGUCUGCACCACUUCCUCCCCUUCUGGGCUGGUGCUCACCACCAUGACGUGCACCACGAGCGUUUCAUUGGCAAUUACUCGUCGAGCUUCCGCUGGUGGGACCUGCUACUCGACACCGAGUCCGGUCCCGAGGCUGCCAAGAAGCGCCGCGAGAGAAAGCUUGCUGCUCUCAAGGCCAAGAAGGUCAACUAA